Molecule: messenger RNA, 2014 nt
Organism: Salarias fasciatus (jewelled blenny)
Lineage: Eukaryota; Metazoa; Chordata; Actinopteri; Blenniiformes; Blenniidae
Product: tectonic-3
Exons: 14
Coding region: 117-1931 (604 amino acids)
Biological process (GO): cilium assembly; smoothened signaling pathway
Source: RefSeq, a predicted model, not a curated record
UUGUGUUUAGCAUGUAGCCAGGACGUGUUUACUAAUCAUAUUAUAGAGAAUAGCCAUUAAUUAAGAUGUUUUAUCCGUCUGGAUAGCUUUAUGUCCGUCAUGUUUUGGUUGAAGAGAUGAUUUCCCGCCCCUGGUGUCCUCUGGUUCUUCUACUGAUCGUCUCCUCUGGUGGUCUCGCUCAUGCAGCCACUGACUCCGGGAUAAACUCCACCGAUGAGGCUUUCGGCUCGGCCACCCCGGCUCCGGGCGGUACGGCUCAAACCGUGGACCCCACGGGGGUCACCGCCACGGAGGAGGUCACUCCGGAUCCCGGCCUGCUGAACUCCACGGUGAACGGCACGCUGUCUCCCGCCGAGGAGACCACCGUGGACACCGAGGCUCCGACCGAGGCUGCGACCACCGUCCCGCCUGCAGUGACUCCUCCACAGGGCUGUUCCUGUGAUUUAACGCCUGAUUUCUGUGACAUCGGCUGCUGCUGUGACACAGUUGAUUGUGCUGUUGCAAACCUGAGCACAGUGUUCACUGGCUGCCCACCACAAGCCAUAUCAGGAGUAUGUGUUGAGAAAUGGCUCAUGUUCAGGGCCAAUGUGGACUCAUCUCUAGUCACUGUGACUGACUCCCUAUUUUGUGUCCAGCCUGAAGCAGAUGAUGCUGUCCAGUCUGUUCCAGCUGUUGCUCAGUUUCCAUCUUUAGGAAGCUCCUACCAUUUCUCACCACCAGAGCCAACAAGCACCAACCACAGCUUCAACUUUUACAGGGCUGAUGAUGUGAUGCAGACGUAUUUCUCCAACUCCUCUGUGCGGGGUCUCCUCCGCCAGCCGUCACCGCGGGCUGCUGCCUCGCUCUGUGUGAACCGCAACCCUGCAAAGUUCCUGAGGUCUGAGUCUCUGUCCUGCACCCGCAUGGUGACCUCGGAGUCGUGCACCACAGAUCCGACCCUCAACGCCCGCUCCUACUCCUCUGAUAUAAGUCUCGUUAAGAUUCCAAGAGGUGAGAGGGACCCGGUGUCAGAUUUUCUUGUCCCUGUGACUCCGCUGGCUGACUGGCCUGCACCAAGCCUUCAAAACAACUCCUGUGUUAAUGCAGUGGCAGAGGUGGAGUUUGUAAUCGGUUACACAGGCAGGGGUGAACUCGUCCAUGCAGCAGUCAGUGUCGUCCUGGCAGAUGUGGAUUUGAAUCAGUUGCUGUUGCAGACACACUCCACACAGUUCCAGCUGGCCACGCCCCGUCCCACUCCAGGACUGAUCCCUGCUGUCAGACUUCUAUCAGGAUCUCCUGUCAUUGGACGUUUUGGUGAAGAAGUAAAACCUCUGACGUCUCAGGGGGUGUCGCCAGGCGGGCAGUGUUCCUCAGACCCCAGCAGACGAGAGCCUAUCCUCUUUACACACAACGUCAUCACCGGCUGCACAUUCAGCUCCCCGGCCAGUGACUGCUCGCAGCUGCUUUCAGAGAUUUACGGGGUCUUGCAGGGACUCGCUGUCCCCGAUGUGAUCGCCAUGAAUUCCGGCCCUCAACCGGACUGGACCAGAGUCCUCACCCAGGAGUGUCCAGUCGACCCAGAAGUGCAGGAAACAUGUGAAACAGGCUGCACCGUCCCCCUCUCACUCUCCGUUCACAUCCUGUGGGCCCGUCAGGGCCUCAUUGAGCUUCCCCAGAACUACAUCCUGGGCGCCAGAUAUCAUUUCCAAUGUGAAAAAGUGAAGUGUGCGUUAUCGCAGCCCCUCACUCUGACCACCACAGUUACGUUUGCGGACACCACGGUUUACCCAGAACCCCCCAGGGGCCGGCCUCAGCCUCACUGGAAGUUCCCUUUCGGUUUCUUCACCAGAGGCCUCACGGAGCUGGACGGCCCCGCUCUCGGCUGCAGUGACGCUCACAACGCCAAGUGGAGUUUACCGCUGCUCACAGUCGUGUUGCUGGCAGGAUUAUAACUCUUUCACAUAGCAGGAAGCGAACGUCACAAUUUUUUAUGGUUUAUUUAUGCUUUUAUUAUGUAUAAAUAAAACUUUUUUAG